GCAAGUACCAUCCAUUGGCGGCGACUCCUCCCCCUAAGGCGGGAACACACGGGGCCCAAAAUGGCGGCCAGCCGGUACCGGCGUUUUCUUAAGCUCUGUGAGGAAUGGCCAGUGGACGAGACCAAACGGGGCCGGGACUUGGGCGCUUACCUGCGACAGCGGGUAGCACAGGCCUUUCGGGAGGGAGAGAAUACCCAGGUUGCAGAGCCUGAGGCCUGUGAUCAGAUGUACGAGAGCUUAGCGCGACUCCAUUCAAACUACUACAAACACAAGUACCCUCGCCCCAGAGACACCAGCUUCAGUGGCCUGUCGUUGGAAGAGUACAAGCUGAUCCUGUCCACAGACACCUUGGAAGAGUUUAAGGAAAUGGAUAAAAGCAUGUGGAAGAAACUGCAGGAGAAGUUUUCCUCCAAGGGUCCUGAGGAGGAUCAUAAGGCCUGAGCUCAGGCCUUACCUCGCCCACAUAUCUAGGUGUGGAGUCUUGUACAUUGCCAUCGUCAAUAAAACUGCCCCAGUUUCCCUGUGA
This is a messenger RNA of Chlorocebus sabaeus (green monkey), 526 nucleotides long. It is a transcript of the gene UQCC2, whose product is annotated as ubiquinol-cytochrome c reductase complex assembly factor 2. Gene Ontology annotation, cellular component: mitochondrial matrix. Gene Ontology annotation, biological process: mitochondrial respiratory chain complex III assembly. The record is from RefSeq and is a predicted model, not a curated record. Lineage: Eukaryota; Metazoa; Chordata; Mammalia; Primates; Cercopithecidae.